Messenger RNA from Lindgomyces ingoldianus, 1289 nucleotides. RefSeq names its product exosome complex exonuclease RRP41. Lineage: Eukaryota; Fungi; Ascomycota; Dothideomycetes; Pleosporales; Lindgomycetaceae. Bases 81 to 830 code for a protein of 249 amino acids. Gene Ontology annotation, cellular component: nuclear exosome (RNase complex); cytoplasmic exosome (RNase complex); nucleolus. The transcript is spliced from 2 exons. The record is from RefSeq and is a predicted model, not a curated record. Gene Ontology annotation, biological process: U4 snRNA 3'-end processing; rRNA catabolic process; poly(A)-dependent snoRNA 3'-end processing.
CCUGGUGCUAGUUUCCACCCGUAAGGUUGGUUCAGAUGUCUUUCACUGUGUCCGUCCCUUGAGCACCAAUCGACUACAAAAUGCCUCUCGACACCUCAACAUAUACCCUCGCGCUCCUGCGCCUUGAUGGCCGGCGCUGGAACGAGCUUCGGCGCAUCCACGCACAAAUCAGUGUGCAGGCUGCCGCGGACGGCUCUUCGUAUCUCGAGAUGGGCAACACCAAGAUCCUCUGUACGGCUACCGGGCCCGCAGAAGGGAGACAGAUAGGGCAGAGGGGAGGGAAAGAUAACGAGGCGAAGCUCGAGGUGGAGAUUAAUCUCGCAGGUUUCUCGGGCGUAGAUAGGAAGAGGAGGAGGGUUGGUGAUAAACGGAUCACCGAACUCGAACACACUCUGAAGAGCGUAUACGCCUCCCUUGUCCUCACCCACCUCUACCCGCACUCCACCAUAACCCUGCAUCUGCACAUAAUCUCGCAAGAUGGUUCCCUCCUCGCCGCAUGCAUAAAUGCCUCCACACUCGCCCUCAUUGACGCCGGGAUUCCCAUGGCAGACUACCUCGUCGCAUGCACCGCCGCCUCAUCCGCAACUUCCGAUUCCUCAUCUGACAACUCCGACCCGCUGCUAGAUUUGAAUAGCCUCGAGGAGCAGGAGUUGCCGUUUCUGACAGUGGGCACGUUGGGGAAGACGGAGAGAGUUAGCGUCUUGUUGAUGGAGACUCGAGUGCGCAACGAGAGGGUGGAGGGAAUGCUGGCGGUGGGGAUUGAGGGCUGCAAGAGCAUGAGAGAUAUUCUUGAUGGCGUUGUGAAGGGGUAUGGGAAGAAGUUUAUAUGAAAAGUGACUGUGAAAUGACCAGAUCAGGGCCAAGCAAUGUUUACUGCAAGCACGACGGAUGUUUGGGAGAUAUGGCAACUAUGAUAUCAGGAUACUCACACGUCCAUCGUGUACGGAUUACUGAGCAGAAGCCAUCCCGUUCUGGCUUGCACUGAGUGCGACAUCUACCGAAGACAAAUCAAGUAAGGAAGAGAAGUUAUACUAUCGGCAAAUACCCAGAAUAGUGAUCAGCUCCUCCCUGAAAUGCCUCAGUAGUCCAGCAAAAUCCCUUGAGGAACUUCCACCUACCAUCCAAUAAGAGCCUAUCAACUGGAUGCAAAAAUCAUGGAGCGUUUUUAGUAUGGAAGCAAGGCAGAUAAACGCUUGAAUUCGUAAGAAUGCCAUGCUUAAUCCAUAUUCAAUAUCGUCGCAUAGCCCGAAAUCCCGUGUAGAUGUAAUAUAGUACCCAAGAAAACAGCC